GUCACGUACCUGUGCUUGACUCUGCCUAACUGCGCUACCUGGCAGCCCGCGACGUCGAUCUCUUGGCAGAACCUGCCAGCGAACAUGUUCGCAACGUACUAUGAGACCGAGACGUGCCGCACCGGAGGCAAGUUCUUCUACAUCUCGGACGUGGGGACAGUCAACGGCACCCACAACUUCAAGAGCUCUCAGGCCAUUCGGUCGUUCAUGCUUGGGGAGAACAACGGCUACGCGCGUCCACCGUCAAUUGCCUUCCCUGCCUGCGUCACUGCCAAGGAACGCGCAACGACAAUGGGCAAUGAUUCAAACUCCGGCGAUAUGUACGAGGUCACGUGGAGCACCGAGGGAUCUGGAGGUUUGUCGGCGAACUGGUCCGAUGCUCUCCCUGAUACCACGGUGACGGUAAACGUGUCGUAG
Phytophthora sojae is the source of this 417-nucleotide messenger RNA. RefSeq lists its product as hypothetical. The transcript has a single exon. NCBI's taxonomy places the organism in Eukaryota, Oomycota, Peronosporomycetes, Peronosporales, Peronosporaceae. The annotation marks the transcript as partial. The record is from RefSeq and is a predicted model, not a curated record.